This is a messenger RNA of Diachasma alloeum, 5332 nucleotides long. It is a transcript of the gene inaE, whose product is annotated as sn1-specific diacylglycerol lipase alpha. Bases 1197 to 4406 code for a protein of 1069 amino acids. The record is from RefSeq and is a predicted model, not a curated record. Lineage: Eukaryota; Metazoa; Arthropoda; Insecta; Hymenoptera; Braconidae. The transcript is spliced from 13 exons. Gene Ontology annotation, cellular component: dendrite membrane; postsynaptic membrane. Gene Ontology annotation, biological process: lipid metabolic process.
ACCAAGGGAAUAAGCACGCGAUGCCCUCCCCAAGAAAUAAAAAAUAAAAUUCAUUUAAUCUCGCUACUUUAACAAUCCAAUGAACGAUUAAUCAACCAGUAUAAUUCAAUUAUCGAUUGUCAAUAUAAAUAGCGGUGGCUUUUUGGGGUGAAGGAUGGAAAGCAUCCCCCAAUCGAGUCCAGCCCAUCGGCCCCAUUUCCAAGUUCUCAUUUACUUUUUCCCACAUUGGGAAAGCAAAAUGAGAAACGCGCAAAAAGAGUGAAAAAAAAAAUGCUGUUACUUGUACAUCUUCAUUCAGAUGUUGUUCGCGAUGAGAUUGAUGUACGCAGGCGCUGAAGGCGUCAGACGCCGACGCCGUCCUGGCACCCCGAAGAGGAAAUUAUUCCCACUGGUAUGAGCGUCAGUGCGCUCGAGGUGGUAUUGCCUCGCGGGCCAUGAAAAUAGAAUGUUCAUUUUUUCACUUUGCCCUUUCUGAAAUCCACCUGAGAGGGCUUUAAUCGCCGAGUGACAUUAGCACGUGACACCCCCGAGGACUCCCUCACCCCCCGAAAAGAGCAGUUCCUCAUGAGCAAUUGCCUGAACAAUUUCAAAUUAACAAAACGUUUCCUCUGAGUUUUUAAUCGCAAACGAUGUUAAUCGCUUCUCUCGAUAAUUAAACGAGCGUUCUUUGAGUGGAAAUAAGUGGCCAAUUGAAUAAUGAAAACCAAAGGGAGAGUAUUCGCAAAACCAUUGAGACACGAGUGGCUCCAGGAGAGGAAAAAGGGUAGACUUUAAUUAAAGUGAUGUAACUGGGAUCUCGGAUAAACAAACGAUAAUGGAUAUUAAUUGACUCUGCUGCACUGCUGGGGCAGUAAUUAUCCGCCCGAUGUUGAGAUUUACAGUUGUUAAAGUAGGUUUGAAGAACAGAGGACGACGAAAACUCGUGCCCACUCACGUGUGAAAUCGUGUGAGCUCGCAUCAGUGGAUGGAGACGAAAGAGGAAUUAAACUCGCGACAACUGGAAUUACAUUUGCAAGAGGCUCGGGAAUGCUGGCGGUGUGAGGAUAGGGUUUUGGUGGGCUCUAGACGAUGAUAAUCGUCAGGGUUAAACCCGGUGAUCGUGGGGGAUCGCGAUGACGACCCCAGAGCGACGGGGUUUACGCAGUAUUGAGGAUUUAUUUGUAAUUGAUCAGCGCUAAUUGGGCUGGAUGUGAAGGAUGCCGGGUAUUGUGGUGUUCCGAAGAAGAUGGAGCGUCGGAAGCGACGAUCUCGUUGUGCCCGGUGCUUUUCUUCUCGUUCUUCAUCUCAUUUGGGUUGUGAUCCUGGGAGUGCUCCUGGGAAUAGUAGAAUGGGAUCGUUCUGUAACCUGUGUCCUCCUGCUCUGGGAAUACAUCCUCGGUUACCUCGGGAUAUUCAUCGCCUCAAUGGCCAUCGAACUGGCCAUUUGCAUCCUCGCAACACGUGGAAGUAUCCUCGACACGAUUCCAAGAGCCCCAAUGCAGCAUCUUUUGUACAUCAAAGUGUUUUUAUUAUUAUUAGAAACGGGAUGGCUCUGCACCGGUGUCACGUGGCUAGUGUAUUAUUACACAAAUUGUCCAGCAGCGCAAGCCAAAGAAGUAAUUCUAGGAUUAGUUAUUUGCAAUUGGUGUAUAUUGGCGUCGGUGAUGGUGACAGUCUGGUGCACUUACGACGCCGCCGGAAGGUCCUGGGUCAAAAUGAAGAAAUACCAGAGGAGUAUGAGGGAGGCUGAGUCCCGAGGCGGUGGGAGAAUGCACUAUAAACGUAGCGGCAGUAGAAAUAGGAACUGGAGGCAGCGGAAAGUUAUUAGGGCGUACCAGGACAGCUGGGAUAAUCGGUGUCGGAUGCUGUUUUGCUGCAUGGGAAAUUCUGACAGGAAUAGAAAUUCUUUUGCAGACAUAGCAAAACUCCUCAGUGAUUUCUUCCGCGAUCUGGACGUCGUCCCAUCAGACGUGGUAGCCGGUCUAGUCCUCCUCCGUAAAUUUCAAAAAAUCGAACGCGAGCUCAUCGUGAAACAGCGAAAAAACGAUACCUAUGAAUUCCUAUCCGGCGUACCCAUAACCCCGAGGACCAAGUUUCUCUCCCUGACUGAGGACGGUGAUUUGGCACAUUUUCAAGACACCAUUCACUACAUGCACUUCGCCCUGGCCGCCUACGGCUGGCCAUUAUUUUUUAUCAAUCACACAACGGGCCUCUGCCAAUUGUGCACCAGAUUGCGAUGUGGCUGUGUACCCUGUAUAAAACACGAGGACGAUGCUAUAAUUGUCGAGGACAAUUGUUGUCAGUGCAACUAUGCUGCACUACGUCGAAUGGUUGAAAUUGGAGAAAUUGACAUUAUUUACGCGACAUUUCACGUUGAUGUUGGCGAAACGCCGUUCUUCGUGGCACUUGACUACACAAAGAAAAAAGUUGUCAUCAGUAUUCGUGGUACACUUAGUAUGAAGGAUGUUCUCACUGACUUGAAUGCCGAGGCUGAAGUACUACCAUUGACACCACCCAGAGAUGACUGGCUGGGGCAUAAGGGGAUGGUGCAAGCAGCUGAAUACAUUAGGAAGAAAAUUUAUGACGAGCAGAUCAUUACUACAGCUUUUGCUAAGGAUCCAGCAAGAGGAACAGAUCAAUUUGGCUUGACUCUAGUGGGCCACUCCCUCGGUGCUGGAACAGCAUCAAUCCUCGCAAUUCUCCUCAGACAGGAGUACCCAGACCUGGUGUGUUUCUCCUAUGCACCACCUGGGGGUCUCCUGAGCAUGCCAGCCCAGGUGUACACCCAGGAGUUCAUAACGUCCGUCGUAGUGGGUAAAGACGUGGUGCCCAGGAUAGGACUCCGACAAAUGGAGAGCCUACGCGCUGACUUGAUAAACGCCAUAAAACGCAGUGUCGAUCCUAAGUGGAAGACAAUAGCCUGCUCGGUUAUGUGCUGUGGGUGUGGAUCUACACCGACGUCUGCCGCGAAUUUGGAAGCCGGUGGGUGCAUUGCGGAGUACCAGAGGGAUAAGGAUCAGGCGAGGGCCCAGACCAUUGUUCCCAGUGAUUCUAGUAUAGCCUUGACACUUCAUACACCACUGUAUCCACCUGGGAGGAUCAUUCAUGUUGUCAGGCAUCAUCAGAACAAGGGGGAGCCGAAAUACGAGUCUAGAUGGAGAAAUCUUCUUCGAAAACGAGAGCCAGUUUAUCAAGCCCUCUGGGCAGGCCCCGGUGAUUUCGACGAAGUUCUCAUCAGUCCUGUAAUGAUACAGGAUCACAUGCCUGACACAAUGCUAAAGGCCCUCAAUAAGGUUGUAACAACCCUGGGGCCAACGAAGCCGCAGCGAGUGGCAUCAGGUCAGACAUCGUCGGCCGAGGCGUCAGAGGUGCGCGAGCCCCUCGAGAUCCAGGAGUUGGAGCUCGAGCAGGAGAUGCGUGCCCUCUUGUCACCACAGAGCCCCGGAAAAACAUGUUCAUUAACAGUGGGUACACCACCCCACAGACUAUGUCUCGAGACGAGCUUCACUUCCCUCCAGAGCCCCACUGAUAUACCCCAGGCUGGACGUGAAUUGAGUGUUGACUCCCACGGGAUACCCUGGGAGUACGUCAGUAUUGCCAGUGAAUUAACUACCCCGAGGCACGACGAGAACAAAUUGUUCAAUCACCCCCUCAACUGGGAGUACACGCAGCGGAUAGCCCCCCUGGCAACCCCCGAGACAAUGUCCGAGGCGAGCAAUCCACCGUCACCACUUCCUGUGACGAGACCCAUCCGAAGAACACCGAAAAUACCCGGGAAUCUGUCGACAGCUGCUGACGAUUUCAAGAGUAAUUUGCACUUUGCCAUGCUGACUGUUAAGAAUUGUAGUUUCAGGGAUGAUAAUCAUGGGGGUAGCAAUAGCAGUAGUGGGAAUAGUGAAGCUAGUUUCGAGACUGCGAGGAGCAAUAGAGGACAACCACUACCGCCUGUACCGCGGAGACGGGAUUCUGUUAUUCUGAGGAGGGAGCACAAUGUGUGUACAGCGGCCUGCUGUCGAGACGAUCAAUCAGAGACCUCCACCCCGUCCUCAUCACACUCCAUCAGGAUAACUCAGACAUCCCAUCGAGUCCAGAUUGAUUUUCCCUACCCCGAGACGGAGAGAUUGGCAUCGAGCCUCGAUUAUUACGAGAAAAAAAGAGGCGCCCAUGACAACAAUGAUGUUUUUCUGAGUGUCAGAAGUUCACCAGAGUGCAAAAGACUAAUGGCCCCAGCAACCGAUCUCGGCGCCGAGUGGAAAAAACGUUUCGACGCCAGUACUGGCAUAUCCGGUGAUGCCUCACUUCCAUUACUUCGUGGUCUAUCACCAACACCUGGUCAUGCUCAACACACAUCGCCUUUUUUCAACGCCAAGAGAAAGAAAUACGUCUAUCCUAUCACCCUUGUUGGCAGGGGCGAGAGCAGUGUCUAAUGUUUUAUUUAAUCACGUGCGAAAAAGAUUUGUUGAAAAAAAUCAACAGAAUUCGAUGUCUAUAAAUUUAUUCUGUGAUGUUCUUUUAUUUGAUUUUUUUAAUGACAAGAGAAGAAAAAUUGAGUGGAAAAAACUAGGAAAAUUAACACCGACGAAUUCUAAAUGAAAUUCAAAUUAAGUUAAACGUAAAAUUCUACGUUUUUUCCAGAAAAGUUUCAAUUGGAUAUUUUCUAUUUAAAAAACUUGCAGCGAAGCUGCAGAAUUCUUCAACAGAACCCAAAUGCAAUAGAAUUUUUUAACAAACUCGCUGUUUUUCCAUGAAAUUUUUUCGCACGUGAUAUUUAAAUAUUUUAACAAAUUGUACAAUAAAUGAAACAGAGAAUGGAGGAUAUAUUUAGCCAUGGGACCACGAUCUUUUGAGAAUGGAGAGAUGAGAAAAUAACAUUGAGGCCUUAGUCGGUUGUAUCGCCUGUCCCUAUGGCCUGACAGAAUCAAUUCCCUGUGGAAUGCAUUUAUUCGUUCAUUUUUUGAAAUAUCCAACUGCUGGCCUAUUGUAUCAUACGAAAUUCUUCUCUUCUCCCCGUCAAUUCCAAUUGAAAUCCCAAUUAUACAGUCUAGAGAGAAAACCUCCAGUUUCAAUCUACGAUACUCUGUAAAUGAAUUUUUUACAUAAUUCUUGCUAUGUAGGAUAAUGAUCGCACUGUAAAUAGGUGGAAGGCUCGAGUAAUGUAGUUGUAAAAUUGUAUCUAAACGAUAGUGAUCUCCUCGUCUGGAGUAGUUGUAGUAGGCAUUUAAUUCAUUUAAGACGAUUUCUUUCGAUUAUUUAUUCGAUUGAGAGAUUUUUUUUACGAUUGUAUUUAUUGAGACGAUAAUCUAGUUUAUCAUGUAACUGAAGUGACACUGAUGAUGAUUAAAAUUGUUGAAAA